This is a messenger RNA of Exophiala xenobiotica, 3328 nucleotides long. RefSeq lists its product as hypothetical. Gene Ontology annotation, molecular function: beta-glucosidase activity. The transcript is spliced from 6 exons. The record is from RefSeq and is a predicted model, not a curated record. NCBI's taxonomy places the organism in Eukaryota, Fungi, Ascomycota, Eurotiomycetes, Chaetothyriales, Herpotrichiellaceae. Bases 306 to 2501 code for a protein of 731 amino acids. Gene Ontology annotation, biological process: glucan catabolic process.
UGCUUUCUCCGUGCAUGAGCGCCUAGCCAUGCGGCUGAAAAAAGAAUGGUCACCGCCUCCUCGCGUUGACCCAUCGACAUGACCAAACCUGGUGGUGAAUGCCCAUCUGAACCAGCUUGAUGUCACUUCUGGCCUACCUCGGGGAAGCUCCGCGUCCGUUAAUGCAGGGAUAGAAGGUGAAUACUUGUACUCACCAAACAAACAAUUGGCAUCAUGUCCCUCCAAACCAGCUAUAACAAGAGCGAAAGGCUCCAUGGCCUCGAUACACCUCAAAUCCCCCGCUUCCAACCCUUGCCAUCCUCGCCAUGGACUCGGUCGAAACGUCAUCUUCCUCACGCUCAUCCGCCCAGCCUGACACGCCGCCAUCAUGUCUAAGCGACACUGACCGGUUUUCUGAGCCCGAGUUCGAUAUCGAAACAUUGUUGUCUCAAUUGGCACUGGACGAAAAGGUUGCUCUCACAAGAGGGUCAGAUAUGUGGCAUACAACGCCAAUUCCCCGGCUCGAAAUACCAUCGCUUAGACUCUCCGACGGUCCUAACGGGGUUCGAGGCACACGGUUCUUUGACAGCACUCCGGGUGCCUGCUUGCCUUGCGGUACAGGCCUAGGUGCAACCUGGGAUACCGGGCUUUUACGCAGACUGGGAAACCUACUUGGCGUCGAAGCAAAAUCAAAAAGUGUCCACAUACUGUUAGGCCCUACAGUCAAUAUACAACGCAGCCCCCUGGGUGGACGUGGCUUUGAAUCUUUUGGCGAGGAUCCUGUGCUUUCGGGACUUCUUGCAGCUGCGUACUGCAAUGGGGUACAAGACGAACAUAUAGUCACGGCGAUCAAACAUUUUGUAUGCAACGAUCAAGAAGACAAGCGCAUGUCUGUCAACAUCACUGUUUCAGAUAGGGCACUUCGAGAGAUAUAUUUGCUGCCUUUCAUGCUUGCUAUACGCGAUUCAAACCCAGGAGCCAUCAUGACAUCCUACAACAAGCUCAAUGGAACGCACUGCAGCGAAAAUGUCAAACUGUUGCGCGACAUCUUGCGUGGAGAAUGGUGCUGGCAGGGUCUGGCGAUGAGCGAUUGGUAUGGUACAUACAGCGCUUGUGAAGCUAUAGCAGCAGGUCUAGACCUGGAAAUGCCGGGCCCGUCACGGUGGAGGAACCUUGCGCUUACGCAUGCAGUCAACUCUGGAAAGUUGGAUGAAAAGGUGGUUGAUGAUCGUGCCCGAAAUGUCCUUGAAGCAGUCCAGAAAGCUGGUAAAUCUGGGAUAUCCCCGGAAUGUGGCGAGACGACGGUCGACACGCCGGGCCACCGUUCAUUGCUCCGGGAAGCUGCAGCAGACUCGGUGGUGCUUUUGAAGAACUCGAUGGGUAACUUGCCUCUACAGAAGAGUAAAUCAACAGCAGUCAUAGGCUCGAAUGCGAGGCUCACCCCAUUCUGCGGAGGAGGUAGUGCGUCGCUCAACCCUUACUACUCUACAUCUAUCCUCGAAUCAGUCCAGCGGAUAUGCGACGACGUCCGGUAUACUGAAGGUCCAUUUUCACACCUGGAUUUCUCUUUUCGGGACAGUGUCAUUACCGACACCAAAGGCAAUCCUGGUUUUACGUUUAGGUCUUAUCUAGAGCCACCUGACGUCAAGGACCGGGAGUGUAUCGACACCAUGUAUGUGCGUACGGGCAAGUUCUUCUUGUCAGACUACUCCCCUCCAAAGCUCAACUCACCGCUCUUCUGGGCCGAGAUGGAGGCGACUUUGGAGCCCGACAAACCUGGACCAUGGAGUUUUGGACUUUGUGCGCAUGGCACUGCCAGACUCUUCAUCGACGGGGUUGAGGUUAUCGACAACGAGACCCAUCAGGAACCGGGGAAUGCGUUCUUGGGAGCAGGCACCAAGGAAGUGAUGGGAACCAUCAAUCUCGAAGCUGGAAGACGUUACAGACUCCUCAUUACCUUCGGCAGCGCACCAACGUCGAAAAUCGUGAAGGAGGGAGUUGUCACUUUCCGCAAAGGUGGUGUCAGACUUCGGGGCGGCCCUCAAAUCAACGUCUCCGAGGCCAUGAGAGAGGCUGUGACUGUGGCUAAGGCGGCUGAGCAAGUUGUGGUAAUUGUUGGCCUGAAUGGAGACUGGGAAAUCGAGGGCCAGGACCGGACGAACAUGGACCUUCCUCCUCAUACCGAUGACAUGAUUGAUCGGAUAUUGGAUGUUCGACCCGAUGCAGUCAUAGUCACGCAAAGUGGUACGCCUGUGCGAAUGCCGUGGGCAUCGAAAGCGGCGUCAAUGUUGCAUAUAUGGUAUGGUGGAAAUGAGGUUGGAAACGGCAUUGCUGACGUGCUAUUUGGCGAUGUGGCUCCUGUAAGUCCCGCACCGUUGGCCUUGUUCUCUCCUCUCUUUUCCGCCAAGUCCGUCGCUACUCGUGAUGGGAAGCAAUCGAGCCUUCCUCUGACUUCAUCAGUCUGGCAAGCUGCCGAUGACGUUUCCGAAGCGAAUCCAAGACUGUCCUGCUUAUCUAAAUAGCAAGGCGGAUGCCGGCAGUAUGCUCUACGGCGAGAACAUCUAUGUCGGCUAUCGAUACUAUGAGGCUGUCGAGCUACCCGUCCAGUUCCCCUUUGGUUGGGGUUUGUCCUACACCACCUUCGCACUUUCAAACCUCCAGGUCCGAGCUGAGGGUCCCACACUGUCCAUUCAUCUACGCCUGACCAACGCCGGCACUCGGACAAGCUCGGAGGUCGUACAGGUUUACAUCAGUCAACGUGAUCCAAAAAUCACGCGGCCCAAGAAAGAGCUGAAAGGCUUCAAAAAAUGCCGCCUUGGUCCCAAGGAAGAUGUUGAUGUGGCACUCCAUAUUCCUAUGAAAUACGCAACAUCCUACUGGAAUGAGCACGCCGGUGCUUGGAUGUCGGACGCUGGCAUCUAUGACGUCCUGGUCGGAAACAGCAGUCGUGAGGCUGAUUGUCUGCAUGGCAUGUUCGAGACCGUCAUCACUUACUCCUGGAACGGACUCUAGACACUUGAAAGCGUCUCCGAUUUCAUUUCUGUGUCUUGGAGCUUUGGGGCGGCAUCUGAUGGUAUACAAGCUGGUGACGUAUAUACAUCCUUGGGAACGCCCACUCUGGAGUGUAUACUCCCAAAUCCAGAAGAUCCCCUUGGUGAAAUUCGGAGCAGCUGGAAACCAUACUCGGUAGUAGUAAGGCUACCACAGUGAGCUUGGCGCCUCACCCCCUGUGGGUCAGCCUUGCCGACCUUCGCUUGCGGUUCGCGGAGGCUCCGCGAGAAGGAAUGUUGUGGUACGGAGUACUGAGUUCCGCAGCCUGUCAUAGCCCCAGUGUGUGCCAUGGAAAGCG